Exophiala dermatitidis NIH/UT8656 is the source of this 339-nucleotide messenger RNA. RefSeq lists its product as uncharacterized. The record is from RefSeq and is a predicted model, not a curated record. Gene Ontology annotation, biological process: anaphase-promoting complex-dependent catabolic process. The transcript has a single exon. Gene Ontology annotation, cellular component: anaphase-promoting complex. The coding region runs from base 1 to 339 and encodes 112 amino acids. NCBI's taxonomy places the organism in Eukaryota, Fungi, Ascomycota, Eurotiomycetes, Chaetothyriales, Herpotrichiellaceae.
AUGCUCCGCCGCAACCCCACCGCCAUCACCAUCACCUCCGAAGACAUCGCAUCCUUCGAAGAAGCAUAUCUCCGCCGCCUCGCGUACGCCAAGUAUCUCAAGACGGGCGAAGACCCGGACGGACUGUUCCGCAAUGAACAACAACAACAACAACAACAACAGGAACAACAGCGGCCAGGCGAAGCAAGAGGCAGCAGCAGAGCAACAUCAGGAGGAGUCGGAGUCGUCGAUCCCAAUGACGAGUUGAAGCCUCUGCCGGGAGAUAAGGCGCGCAUCGUGCGCAGUCGGGAAGAGCGCAUUAUUGGUAUAGGCGCUGCCGGAGGUGGUGGUUCGAGAUGA